CGAGCGCCCAAUGGGGAGCGAGAGGCCGCUCGAGCCACCCAGAGCAGCAGCGCCAUGGCGGAGAGCGACUGGGACACGGUGACGGUGCUGCGCAAGAAGGGGCCCAGCGCUGCCCAGGCCAAGUCAAAGCAGGCUGUCGUUGCGGCUCAGAGGAGAGGUGACGAUGUGGAGACCUCUAAGAAAUGGGCAGCGGGCCAGAACAAGCAGCACUCCAUCACGAAGAACACGGCCAAGCUGGACCGCGAGACAGAGGAGCUCCACCAUGACCGGGUGCCCCUCGAGGUGGGCAAAGUGAUCCAGCAGGGGCGGCAGGGCAAGGGGCUCACCCAGAAGGACUUGGCAACGAAAAUCAACGAGAAGCCACAGGUCAUUGCCGACUACGAAUCGGGCAAGGCCAUCCCCAACAACCAGGUGCUGGGCAAGAUUGAGAGAGCCAUCGGCCUCAAGCUCCGUGGGAAGGACAUCGGGAAACCUCUCGAAAAGGGCCCCAAGGCGCAGUGAGGACAAAGCCUCGAAUUCGGGGGGGGUCUUCGAGGGGUCUCGGCCGGGCGCCCUGCAGCGCCCGGGGCCUCCCCCCACCCACCCACCCUGUUCUCUCCCUCCUGCUUCCCAGAGUUCGACUAUGAAUGGGUGGGGAAAGCCACGUCCCAACUGGCUGCCCAUUUCCUCUUUAAAGCAAAUAAAAUGUUUUGCGCA
Molecule: messenger RNA, 696 nt
Organism: Zootoca vivipara (common lizard)
Lineage: Eukaryota; Metazoa; Chordata; Lepidosauria; Squamata; Lacertidae
Gene: EDF1
Product: endothelial differentiation related factor 1
Cellular component (GO): nucleus
Molecular function (GO): DNA binding
Source: RefSeq, a predicted model, not a curated record